AUGGAUCAUUUGUCCACGAUAGAACCAGCUUCGAAUUGGACAUCCCAUUCGAACGCACCGGAUCUCUCAUUUCCAUCAGACAGUGAUGCUGUCGCGGAUGUGAUGUGUGUGGUUUUGCCGUUUGGAAUCCUAUUCAGUGUGUAUGCAUGUUUUGCUCUCCAUCAGACCAAAAUUAACUCCUCCCUGUCCAAAAUGCUUCUGUACAAUCAAAAUAUAUUGGAUGCUAUCUAUUGUGCCAUCAUAUUGAGUCUGGUUGCGACAAACAAUUACACCCUGGCGGGACUCAACAGUCCGUUCGUGUGUUAUCUGCUCCAAAGCGGAUUCCUGCCCCGAAUGGGUCGUACCAUGAUCGCCUGUAAUGUGCUCUGUCAAUCGGCCGAUCGAUUUUGGGCGGUCGUAUAUCCGGGCACAUAUAAAUUGUUUGCCAAACGUUACAUCAUCCUAUGCGGUACAUUUAUUUCCGUCUACUCUGCUCUAAUCUCAUUGUCCCGUGUUUUCAAGGUUAUCUGGCUGGACGGCAACUGUUGGACAAAUCAAAUACUCAUCAGUGAAGAAGCUAUGUUCUCGCUGGAACUGCUCUUUCGCUACGUACUCCCAGUUUCGGUCAUCCUAGCCCUGAAUAUCGUAGUUUUACACAAAUUGCGUUGUUCCGGUCUGUUUAUUCAAAAUAGUACGCCGGUUCCGUCGGACAGUGAGGAUAAUGUGUCGAGACGUACGGACACGCCCUCAAGUGUCGGGUGGAUUGUGCAAAGAAAUAUAUUUUGCAGUACCGUCAUCUUGAUGACCGAGUUGACUGUGACGGAGAUUAUUGCAACUGUGCUCACCAUUUUGGAUCUGAAUAACCUCGUGGAUUUCGGUGUCCAUUCCCUGUCUCGAGUGUACUAUUACGCAAUUCUUUCUGGUGGUGGUGGUGGUGUUGGUGGUGGUGCGGGUGGUGUUGUUGUUGUUGGUGUUAGUGAUGAUGGUAAUGGUGUUUUUGGUGACGGUCGUGGUUGUGGUGAUGGUCGUUUUGAUGAUCGUGACGGUGCUGCCGUUGGUGCUUGUGGUGAUGGUGGUUGUUGUGGUGAUAUGUUGCGAACACACGACCACCUGAGCGAUUAUAUGGUGACCAAAUCAACUUGA
Echinostoma caproni is the source of this 1122-nucleotide messenger RNA. Lineage: Eukaryota; Metazoa; Platyhelminthes; Trematoda; Plagiorchiida; Echinostomatidae. The record is from the annotation of a GenBank genome assembly.